Molecule: messenger RNA, 1486 nt
Organism: Magnolia sinica
Lineage: Eukaryota; Viridiplantae; Streptophyta; Magnoliopsida; Magnoliales; Magnoliaceae
Product: probable pectinesterase 29
Exons: 6
Coding region: 1-1161 (386 amino acids)
Biological process (GO): cell wall modification
Molecular function (GO): pectinesterase activity
Source: RefSeq, a predicted model, not a curated record
AUGCGGUUUUUUUUAGUGUUUUUUGUUUUUAUUUCGGUGUAUGUUGUGUUCUGCUUUGGCUUGAGAAUUGGUAGAGAUGUUGAGAUAGUUGGUGCUCCUGAAUCUACUAUAGUAAGAAAAACCAUCACCGUUGAUAAAUCCGGCCAUGGAGAUUUCACCAGAAUCCAAUCUGCCAUCGAUUCAGUUCCUUCGUUCAAUUCUCACUGGAUCCGAAUUCGCAUUCGAAGCGGCAUUUAUAAAGAGCAAGUUAUAGUCCCGAUAGAGAAACCGUUCAUCAUGCUUGAAGGAGAUGGGCCACGCAGUACAAUCAUCAGUUGGGGUGAUGCCGAAGAUCUAAUCGCGAGCGCUACUUUCUCUGUGUGGGCUGGUAAUUUCGUUGCUCGGCGUAUAACUUUCGAGAACACAUACAACCGUGUAGUGAGACAACCAAAGCAGGCGGUUGCAGCGAUGGUGUACGGAGACAAAUGCUCUUUCUAUGAAUGUGGGUUCAUCAGCUUGCAAGAUACACUGUUCGAUUGCAUGGGCCGUCAUUACUUCUACGGUUGUUACAUCGAAGGAGCCAUUGAUUUCAUCUUCGGCACUGGCCAGUCUAUCUAUGAGAAAUGCAUGAUAUACGUGAAGACAGAUCCAGCAAUGGUACCGAUUGGUGUAGUGACAGCUCAAGGGAGGGACGACCCAAGUGAUACAAGCGGUUUUGUGUUUAAGUACUGUGAGGUGCAUGGGACUGGUAUGACCUACCUUGGAAGGGCUUGGAGGGCUUACUCUAGGGUCCUAUUUUUCAGAUCCAAAUUAACUGGGAUUGUCAUUCCUGAGGGUUGGGAUGCUUGGAACUUCAAGGACCAUGAGUAUGAUCUCUCUCUUUCUCCCGAGUAUUUUUUCUUUUUCUUCUUUUUAUCAUCAUCAUCAGAGUCUACAACAUGUGUGUCUCAAAAUGGUGUGGGCCCCACCAUGUUUAUUGUUCAUCAUCGUCAUCAUCGUGCGUUCAAUCAACACCGUCUGGUGUGGGACAAAAUAACGUAUGCUGAGUACGGUUGCAACGGAGCCGGGUCCAACACUGCACAUCGAGUUAGAUGGGUAAAGAAACUCAGUGAAUCGGAGGUGACUCAGUUAUCGAGCUUAUCUUUCAUUGAUAGCGAGGGAUGGAUCAAGCAACAACCCUAAGAAUCCCUCUCUAUUUAUUUUUUUUGUUAGUCUUAGUAAUUUGAUUACUAGCUGUUAAUGUAUUUGCAUUUCUAUUGUUGUUUGUGACCAUCCAUUUGCAGAUAAUUGUUGGAUGGAUAAGAUUGUCCUGACUUUUGUAAUUUUUGGGUUGUGGCUCAUCCACGUGGUGGCUUAAAAAAUCAACGGUUCUGAACACCUUCAAUAUUUUCCACUAUUAGAAUAAACCGUAGCAUGCUACAUUUGCCACCAUUGUCUGUUUCUUAUCGUGUCUUGCAUGUGCCACCAUUCAUCUUUUAUUUGAAUUUUACAUGUGCUACUAUGUCAU